GCCUGGUUUUCCACCAAUAUUUAUACCCCGGCACCAUCGCUGGUUGGGCCAUACCUCUUCCCACUCACUUCCUCUUCUGGUCUUUUCCAUCUUCUGUAACCAUCCUUCACUCACUUCCAGAGAAGACCAACACCAGAAGCAAUGGAAAGGCUCAACUCCAAGCUUUACCUGCAGAACUGGUACAUAAUAAAAGAGAACGAAAGGCUCCGGAAGAAAGCGCAGAUCCUCAACCAGGAGAAUCAGGCCCUGCUAUCUGAGCUGAAGCAGAAGCUCUCCAAAUCUAGUCCCAGUUCCCCCACCAAUGGCAUCCCUGAUCUCAACGUCAACCCGACCACCAACACCACUCCUAAUACUAGCGAGCCCUGAUCUCCCAUCAAUGACCUGCAAGGCUUUUUGAAUCUUCUUGUGUUGUAAUCUGUGCUUACUACCUGUAUCGUUUUAGCUUGCAGGGUACUAACAUCAUAUAAAACUUUUCUCCAUCUUGUCUAGCAAUGAAGCUCCUGUGCUGAAUGCUUAA
Molecule: messenger RNA, 517 nt
Organism: Phoenix dactylifera (date palm)
Lineage: Eukaryota; Viridiplantae; Streptophyta; Magnoliopsida; Arecales; Arecaceae
Source: RefSeq, a predicted model, not a curated record